UCUCUACGGUUGCACUAUUCUAUACUAUAGUUACUUGAGGGGGUGAUAAGCAAAGAAUAAAAGUAAAAGAGCCUGGAAUAACGGAACAUUCAAUCGUGGGGCUAGUUUGUCCAUCUUGGCAUCCCACAGUGCGCUAAUCGAACCUGUGUGCGUACAAUGGCCUUCAGGGCAAGCCUGCGGUAUCUCGAUCGACAGUGACCGAUCCACAGCGCCUGAUUUCCCCAUUGGCCGGCAGUGAUCUUGGAGCCGUUGAUCCGAUCACGCGGUGCUUGUAUUUCUCGCAAUAGAGACUCAUUGACUGGAAGUAGCGUCGGGAAGGGGAUCAAGGCCAAUCGUAGGCAGAUUCCCAUAAGUGCGUUUGUCCAAAGUAACUACAAAAAUGGCGUUUGGAAGACUCUCGAUUGUGUUGUUGAUAGUGGCCCGUGUGUCGAGCAUUUUAGCCCAAAGUGAUCCAGCAUGCACCACACCUACUCGCCAGGAAGGAUUCUGUGUGCCAAUCCAACGUUGUCGGAACAUAUAUAACAUCGUUAUGUCGCCUACACCUCCUUCCAAAGGGAUACAGAACUAUAUCAACCGUGCUGCCUGUACACUACCCGAUGUAGUGCGAAGCGUAUGUUGCCAGCCUGCGGAAAUCGAUCCACCAACACCAACCACAACCACAACCCCCGUGACUGCUCCUACUAAAGUCCCCGUCGUCAUGUCCAACACGAGUCCUGAAUUGAACUGGACCCUACUACCUACAACAAAGUGUGGCACGAUCACAACCAACCGUAUAGCAGGCGGUAAUCUGACUCGUGUUUUCGAAUACCCGUGGAUGGUGCUUCUGCGCUACAUGCGGAGCGGUGAGCUAGUGGAUGGGUGCGGAGGUUCACUGAUCAACAACCGCUACGUAUUGACUGCAGCACACUGCGUGCGAACACCGGGCAAUUUGAAGCUAUCAAAAGUCCGCUUAGGGGAACACGAUAAAACUAAAGAUGUUGAUUGCAUUGUGUACAAGGACGGUGAAACGGAAUGUGCUGAUCCUCCGAUAGAGGUUGACAUAGAGUCGACGGUUGUACACAACGAAUACAACAGACCGAUUCGGUUCCGGCAUGAUAUAGCUUUGAUUCGAAUGGCACAAGAAGUCGCAUAUAGCGAUUCCAUCAAACCCAUUUGCUUACCGAUCAGAGAGGAUGUUCGGAAAAAAAUUCUACCGAAAUACAUCCUCACAGGCUGGGGUACGACUGAGGAGCAGUCACUGUCCGACAUUUUGCUGCAGGCACUACUAAAGAAUGUACCCGUAUCAGAAUGCCAACAAAAAAUGAGAGAAAAUGGGCUCAGAAUAGACCUUUCGGAGGAGUAUCAAAUGUGCGCUGGAGGCGAAGAGCAGGUUGACUCCUGCAAGGGUGAUUCAGGAGGACCCUUGGGAUUCAGCGUAGACCUCGUGGGUGCCCGAUUCGUCCAAUACGGAGUGGUAUCGGCUGGAGUGAAUUCAUGCGGAAAGCUAAGCGUCCCGGGAAUUUACACUCGAGUAUCAAGCUACAUGAACUGGAUAGUGGAGAAUAUGCAACCGUGAACAAACGCUUAACGCACGAUAAAACAUGAAUCUGAAGAUCUUCAACGAACUAGUGUAAAAUAAAAUAAUUUUAGAACACAUAAAAUAACAAUAUUGUUAAUUAUUCAAAAUAAAUAUAUUCCAAGAUUUCUAUGCAUGUCCAGAUUUAAACA
Messenger RNA from Anopheles darlingi, 1707 nucleotides. Its product is annotated as serine protease easter-like. The transcript has 4 exons. Lineage: Eukaryota; Metazoa; Arthropoda; Insecta; Diptera; Culicidae. Bases 380 to 1555 code for a protein of 391 amino acids. Gene Ontology annotation, molecular function: serine-type endopeptidase activity. The record is from RefSeq and is a predicted model, not a curated record. Gene Ontology annotation, biological process: proteolysis.